GUUUGGUAAUGUGUGCAAGUUUUGGUAAUUAUCCCCUCAAAAUGAGGAAUACAUUCUUUUUUUUAAGAACUACUUGAAAGCGCUAUCUUUUUGUGAAACCUGCGGAGAGCAAACCGGCUGAAAAAUUUCUGUACGCUGCCCAUGGAUCCAGGUGAAGGCUCAACCUUUAAUUUUGCUGUGUAUUACAAUCCUGACAAAGACCAGUGCUCGCCUUUCUUUUACCAAGGCCAGGGAGGAAAUGCCAACCGUUUUCAGAGUGAAAGAGAUUGUAUGAGAAACUGCUCAUAUAAUUCAGAAGAAAACUACCCCAUGGAUGAAAGAGAAGCCUGUCGCUUCAAAUAUAAGAAAGGAGGAUGUAGCGGUUUCUACUUGAGAUACUACUAUGACGCCGCUUUUGACAAAUGCAAAAGAUUUAUCUGGACAGGCUGCUUUGGAAACGGAAACAGAUUCUUUGACCAAACCAGCUGCAAUGCCACCUGUGUUGGCAUCCAUGAUGACAGGGAUGAAGAGGAGGAGCACGAGUCAGACACUCCUGUUGCCAUCAUCUGUGGAGUUCUGCUUGCCGUUAUCGUUCUCUCUAUCUUAAUAACUGUGACAGUCCUCACGGUUAAGUCAAAAAAAAAAAAGCAAAAGAAGGGAGGAGGGAAGAACAAGGACCCCAAAAGCGAAGCACCUCUUCAGGAAGCUGCGUUGGAAAUGACAUAGAAAAUCUCUUCUCCUGCAAAACAUUUCACUUAGUUUUUUUUUUUUAAUUUGGUUGCCAUAAAGAACUAAUUUUUUUGUGUCUUGAAACCAAAUGCCUCAAUUUUACCUCUGAAGACUGCAUUCAAAGUCCCAUUAAAAAGAAAGAAAAAAAGAAGUUGUACUUUAAAUAAGAGCUCUGGUUUUUUUAUAUUACCUGCAAAUGUUUUUUUUGUUUUUGUUUACUUAUUCUUGUCAUCUCACAGAUUCAACCAAUAUU
Cyprinodon variegatus (sheepshead minnow) is the source of this 961-nucleotide messenger RNA. RefSeq names its product boophilin-H2-like. Bases 142 to 705 code for a protein of 187 amino acids. The transcript has 6 exons. Gene Ontology annotation, molecular function: serine-type endopeptidase inhibitor activity. NCBI's taxonomy places the organism in Eukaryota, Metazoa, Chordata, Actinopteri, Cyprinodontiformes, Cyprinodontidae. The record is from RefSeq and is a predicted model, not a curated record.